Molecule: messenger RNA, 1699 nt
Organism: Labrus bergylta (ballan wrasse)
Lineage: Eukaryota; Metazoa; Chordata; Actinopteri; Labriformes; Labridae
Gene: sox17
Product: SRY-box transcription factor 17
Biological process (GO): positive regulation of transcription by RNA polymerase II; heart development; vasculogenesis
Molecular function (GO): RNA polymerase II cis-regulatory region sequence-specific DNA binding; DNA-binding transcription activator activity, RNA polymerase II-specific
Source: RefSeq, a predicted model, not a curated record
UGCUGCUGAGUAGUCGGUAUCGCUCUGUCCACGCGCCUCUUGGAAGCUGCAAAUGUGACUUAUAACUCUCAAUUUCAGAUUGAAAGCCAAUCACCUUGUUGAGUUUCUUCUUCGUCCAUCUGCAUGCUGUUCUCAGUGGUGUGCUGACGCCUCGCGAGCUGUCUCUCCAAACCUCCCAUCUUGACAGAGAUGAGUAGUCCCGAUGCGGGUUACGCCAGUGACGAUCAGACCCAGGCAAGGUGUACGAUGUCAGUCAUGAUGCCUGGAAUGGGACACUGCCAGUGGGCCGACCCUCUCAGUCCUCUCGGGGACAACAAAGUGAAGAACGAGCCGUGCGCCUCCGCAGGGAGCUCCGGGAGCCAGAACCGCGGGAAGAGCGAGCCGCGGAUCCGGCGGCCCAUGAACGCGUUUAUGGUCUGGGCGAAGGAUGAGCGCAAGAGGCUGGCGCAGCAAAACCCGGACCUGCACAACGCGGAGCUCAGCAAAAUGUUGGGGAAAUCAUGGAAAUCCCUUCCUGUCACGGAGAAGCAGCCUUUUGUGGAAGAGGCCGAGCGGCUGCGGGUCCAGCACAUGCAGGAUCACCCUAACUACAAGUACCGGCCCCGGCGGAGGAAGCAGGUGAAGAGGAUCAAGCGGCUGGACUCUGGGUUUCUUGUCCACGGCGUGUCUGAUCACCAGGGCCCGGCGAUGGACAGCAUGACUCUUGGCUACCACGAGCACGGCUUCCAGCUUCCUCAGCAGCCGCUCGGUCACUACAGAGACGUUCAGGCUCUCGGGGGCCCGUCGUAUGAGAGCUACAGCCUCCCCACACCGGACACCUCCCCUCUGGACGCUGUGGAGUCAGACUCCAUGUUCUUCCCUCCACACUCACAGGAGGACUGCCACAUGAUGUAUACCUACCACUCCCAGGCUGCUGAGUACCAGCCCCAGGACCCUGUCUCCAACCACAACCCCAUCCUGCACCGACACCAAGCCUCUGCUGCAGAGCCUGCCACCCUCCCCCCUUCAUACAUGGGACACCCCAACCCUCUGGCCAUGUACUACACCCAGCACUGCAGCCCCAGCCACCCAAAGAGGCAUCCCGGUGGGGCAGGACAGCUCUCCCCACCUCCUGACUCCCACCCUCACCCUGCAGACAGCGUGGAGCACAUGCACCAAUCCGAGCUGCUAGCCGAGGUGGAUCGCAGCGAGUUUGAGCAGUAUUUGAGCUCCUCCUCAGCGCGUGCGGACAUGACGGGCCUGUCGUACGUGCCACACGAGGCCGGCAUGCAGGGACCCGAGAGCCUCAUAUCAUCGGUGCUGUCAGACGCCAGCACAGCUGUGUAUUACUGCAGCUACAACAACUCCUAACCUCCUGUUCACCCCGCUGCAAGGACACAGGACCUGACCUCAAAUCUUUGAAGCUAAAUCUCAACAAAAUGUGUUUAUUUUUGUAUUUUUUUUCCCCCGACUAUUAGCUCAGAAGGCAUGAGAUAUAAAAAAUAAGACUGUUGUACUGUAUGUGUGUCCAAGAAAAGCCAUAAAACUUUUUGAACAUGAACACUGGGUUCAACCUUUCCUUCCUCUCUUGCAGGGAUAUGAAUUCAUAUGGUGAUAAUUAAUAUUGUACAGACAAUAUUUUAAAAAUUGAUGUAUAUACUGAUGUUUUUUUUUUUUUAUAUUUUUGCACUUUUGAGAAAUAAAUUGUUGCAAAUAUUCA